Moneuplotes crassus is the source of this 536-nucleotide messenger RNA. NCBI's taxonomy places the organism in Eukaryota, Ciliophora, Spirotrichea, Euplotida, Euplotidae. The record is from the annotation of a GenBank genome assembly.
UAUAUGGAGGACUUCAAUUGAAAUAUAUGAAUAGCCACUGCCAAGGAGCCCAUAGUCACAAGAUGAGGCCAUCUUUACUGCUGGAAAUGAAUAAAUACCUGGAUGAAUCAGAAAUAAGGAGUACCUCUUGUGACCUCUUUGAAAGUCCGGCAUUGAUAAGAAUUCUAUUAUCCCUCUGUAUACUCAAUCGAAUAGGGAAAGUGAUAAGAAUAUUACGAAAGAUGGUCCUUCAAGACCUCAAGCAGAAAGAUCUGACCCUGUUAGGAACCCCCAAAAUAUCCCUCCGAUGGACUCUUCAGGAGUUCCUUUUAGGAGGAUUGGGGGUGAAGAGAGAAAGGAUCUUGCUGAAAAUGAUUUUCUUUAUAAUCUUUCUCAUUUAGCAGCAUUUAUGAAUAGAAAAAGUUUUACUUGGGACAGAGCACAUGAUCUAAUCUAUAACGAUGCUCCAAAAGAGCCUAUGAACGUACCUAAAACUAUCAGCUAUGGAAUAGUAUUGGCAAUGAUAGUACUCUUGCUAGCAAACCUUGACUUAAUAU